Molecule: messenger RNA, 971 nt
Organism: Dendrobium catenatum
Lineage: Eukaryota; Viridiplantae; Streptophyta; Magnoliopsida; Asparagales; Orchidaceae
Product: auxin-induced protein 6B-like
Exons: 1
Coding region: 114-566 (150 amino acids)
Biological process (GO): response to auxin
Source: RefSeq, a predicted model, not a curated record
CUUCUUUCCAAAAUUCGAAUAAGUCUGAGAAGAAGAAAACGAAAAAAGCCACAGAUAAAACGAGAAAAGAGAGAACGAAAAAAACCCUAGGAGAUCGAAAUCUUGAGCUCGAGAUGGGAAAGUGCAGCCAAAUCCGGCACAUUGUUAGGCUUCGUCAGAUGCUGCGGCGGUGGAGGAUGCAGGCAAGGGAGUCAUCGUCUUCGUCACCGCAUGCGAUUGACGUGCCGGCGGGGCACGUUGCGGUCUGCGUAGGGAGCAGGAGCCGGAGAUUUGUGAUGAAGGCAGCGCAUCUCAACCAUCCAGCCUUCCUGAACCUUCUCCACCAGGCCGAGGAGGAGUACGGCUUUUCCCAACCCGGCCCCCUCGCCCUACCCUGCGAUGAGUCCGUUUUCCUGCAGAUCCUUCGUCAGAUCUCGUCCACCUACGCAUUCCGCUUCGCCUCGGAAGACGAUUCCGAUUAUCUUGCGUCCGGAUCCUGCUGCUGCUGCCGCGCCGGAAGCAAGUGCACCUGGCGCCCAGAUGUCCUCCCUCUCCUCCGCGGCUACUCCGCGAAACAGGUCUGGUGAGCCACCAGAACCCUAAUAAAUCUUCCCCCAUUCAGCGAUCACAUAGGGGUGGCCGAUUUCGGGUUUGAAUUGAAAUUUUUUUCUUACCUUUUUUUUUCGCCCCUAUUUUGGUUCAUUUUUCUCUGGUCUAUGAACUGUGAGAUGGCGAGAAUAGCCUGCAAGUCGUCCCAUGGAAAUGGAGCCGGAGGAAGGAUUGGUGAUCAUUCACCCGAUUUUGUAAAUAAUGUGAUUUGUUCGACGAAAUUUGCUGAAGUUCUAAACUGUAGCAGCAGCGUAGUGAUUUUUAACUAAUUGUUGUUGGCUUGAUGAACUAUUAUUUCGUAAUUGUCGUUGCACUGUCGCUGUAACAGGAUCUUGGCAGCAUGUUUUUUUUUUCGAAGGAAGUACACUAUUAUCAUUCUGCCG